Molecule: messenger RNA, 1325 nt
Organism: Plectropomus leopardus (leopard coralgrouper)
Lineage: Eukaryota; Metazoa; Chordata; Actinopteri; Perciformes; Serranidae
Product: natterin-3-like
Source: RefSeq, a predicted model, not a curated record
GAUGAUGAAGCCGUCAGUGUUGCUGCUGCUGGUCUUGCUGGCUCUGUCCUCAGCUGGUCCUCUGGACAUCAGGGACGACACAGAGCAGAGAAAUGCCUCCUUCGAGAGCAGCAGAUCUAAAAUUACCACCAACAGAUCGAAGCGAGCAGAUCAACCUCAUCUGACCGCUGCCAAGUUAAGGCAGAAGAGGCAGGAUCAGACAUCUUCCAUCGCAUCGGACAAUGGCUCAAACGAAUAUGACAGUGCCUCAAACCUGGAGUGGGUGACCUGGAACAACUUUCUCCCAAACAAUUCGGUUUCAAUUUACAAUGAUUACACUGAUCGCAUUGAUUAUGUCUGUAAAUACAAGUGUGAGGCUGGCUUUUACACCCCCAGCAAGGGUCCGUACUGCCACUAUCCCAGCGCAAAAAAAGCACAUGCUGGUUUUCCGUUUGAGAUCCUGGUGAACAAAAACAACGCUGAGAUCCUGGAGUGGAAGGACGAUUCGGACGGUUCAGUGCCCCGGAGUGCAGUCAGAACCUGCACCGAGACGGCCAUAUUUGUAGGGAAAAACAAAUAUGGACUUGGAAAGGUUUCUAUUGCAGAAAAGGCCUUCUGUUUGCCGUGGAAGAAAGAUGAAUAUCAGUACUACGACUACCAGGUUCUGACCAUCAAUGAGGAUAUAAUCAGCCAGCAGGUUUACAAAGUCAAGUACAUCACUGAUGAGUCUGAAAUCAUCCACUAUCCCCCCGAAAUCGUUCAAAAAACAGCCAUCGCCAACUACGAAUGCCACUCUGUUGUCAAAACAGAUACCCUCUCAAAGACGUAUGAGACAGAGCACAGGUGGGACUUCAGCUUUGCUAUCAAACUUGGUUUCACAUUAACCUUCAAAGCCAGCAUCCCCUUCAUCGCCUCUGAAGGUAUUCAGUACAGCACCGAUGUGACGUUCCAGUACUCUGUGGGAAAAACGGUGAUAGAGUCCCUCACUAAUGCUGUUUCAGUGCAGAUCACAGCCCCGGCAAACCAUUCCUGCGUGGUUUCAAUGGUGCAGUAUAAGUACAAAGUGCACAUCCCGUUCACAGCGCUCAUCAGACGCACAUACGCUAACGAGGAGAUCCGCAUUAUAUCCGUCACGGGCACGUACAACGCUGUUCAGGUUGGUGAAAUCCGUGCCAUGGCGGACCGAUGUGAACCUCUGGAAAACUCCAAGCCUUGUCCAUGAGACACAUAAAGCCUAUAAACUGUAAAUAAAGAUGGACUACAUGACAGUUCUCUUAAAGUUUAGCGUUUAAAUCUGGAUCGCCCCCUGGUGUCUGGCUGCAGUAUAGGUCAUAGAGUCCGCCCUU